UUUUACUUAGCCAUGAUUCGACGUUCCGCUUAAAUGAACGGUGCGAGUACACUGUAAAUACAUAGUAAAAAGUCCUAUGUAAACAAUAGAGAAUUGACGUUCUGUAGCUUUCUGCUUGCAAUAGAGCCCUGCAUAUAUGACAUAUGGCUGAAGGUGGCUCAAGCAUAAACACGACACGGGAGUCAUCUGUUGAUUCAGAAGUGGUGAAACUUAAGGUGAAGCAGAAGGACUGUGAGUUGACAGUGACACAAACUGAACUGUCGUGGACAAUUAAAGACCAGAAGAAAAAUGGUACAUUUUCUGUACGUCGUCGGGACCUGGUGGCAGUCAAAACAAAAGAGGAUGUGAAGAAUAAAGACUCUACAGUCUUGACGGUUGUUUACGUGAAACAGCAAAAGGAUUUUGUUUUGAAACGCUGUGAAGAGUCAUUUAGUGGCAGUAAUAGCGUGUGCUUGGCAGUGGCGAAAACCCUCCAGGAUGGAAUUAACCAAUGUGCUGACAGGCCAAAGCGUCUCCUUGUAUUGAUCAAUCCUAUCUCCGGGUUUUCAAGAGGAGAGAAGAAUUACAAAAACAUUUGCGCCCCUAUUUUUGAGGAAGCCGGCAUUCAAACUGAUGUCAUAGUAACGUCUAGGGCACAUCACACCGAAGAAAUCCUGGCCAUAUAUGACCUAAGCUCUAUCGACGGGAUCGCUAUUGUUGGUGGUGACGGCCUUUACCACGAAGCUGCCAAUGGUUUGGUUCGACGAAUGGCGGCUGAUACAGGUAGCGACGUUAAUGAUCCCGACUUUUGGCCCCACGAGUUUCCGGUUCCAAUCGCUAUCAUUCCCUGUGGAACUGGCAAUGGAAUUGCAAGGGAACAAAUGGGGAACUUUGACAUCGCUACUGCAGUGUACGCAGCUGUUCUGGGAUUUCGCUCUAAGAAGAACAUAAGCCGUGUAUUCUCGAAUGGGAAACUCAUUUCCUAUUCCAUUCUUCUCGUCGGCUAUGGUUUAUGGGGUGACAUAAUCUAUACGUCCGAAACAAGAAGGCACUGGGGUGUUAUGAGAUACCCAGCAUCCGUGAUGUCAAUGAUGUUAAUGCUUUCCCGGACUCGAAGUCUCAACGUAGAGAUAAAGGCCCCUUCUGAAUUUACACAACGUAAUUCAGCUAAUUUAGCCAGGAUUAAAGAACUCACCAAUACACAAAACAAGUCUCCACAAGGCCAGGAAACUGAUGUCGACAAUAUUGGGAGCGUGACAAAUGUUGCUGACUCCGAGUCUACCAAAAAUUACAAUGUUUUUAGGGCAGGGUUCUGUACUAUCGAAGGAAGAUUUACUGGCGUCGUAAUGCUCGCAGAGAUGAUGUCAUUAAGCUGUAACCCGUCAAAACCUCACGAACAAGACCGCGUGACUAAUGUCUCGCAUGUGUUUUUAUCCAAACCAGGCGGAAAAUUACAGUAUUUGAAGCUUCUUUACAAAAUGUACAGUCGGGAUUCCGAAAUAGAAAGUAACAUACCUGCCUGCUUAACUGUGUUGACUGCUGACGAGUUGAAGAUACGACUUAUGGACCCACAUGAUGAAAUAUCGGACCAAGGCAGAAAGGAGAGGAUACUGAACAUUGAUGGGGACAUUCACUUACUCGAACGGACGGAGUUUCAUGUUAAACUGAUCCCAGAGCUGAUCCCGAUGUUUUGCAACAUUCCGGCUUUCACCGGAAGAUCAUGAUACUGAAACUACUGUGUAUUACUAAAACUACCGUUGUUGUAUACAUUAAAUCAAGGGAUGUCUAUAUGUUUCACCGUUCUACCAUGAUGGUUAAUCUAACAAAUGUUAAAUUAAACUGUUUAGGUUCUCAUUAAAAGCACCUUUCCUCUACAAAUCAUUUUAACACUACUAAAUUAGUAUACAAAACGUAUAUUUUAGCAUAAAUAACUAUUUUUUGACAGUUACCUAAUUGAAUAUAAAGGCAUGUUUUUCUCACUUAAUAAAGUGUAGGUUUUUAUUUAUACUUUGAAGGAAGAUAUAAAGAACAAAUGCCGUAUAUAAUUUGGAACUUUUGGACAAUACAUUUAAAUACUGCGAUGUAACCCAAUUCCUCUGUUGUAAUGCAAAAUAUGUGUUUUAUUGUAAGUAUACAUUUAAGUUACAUCAAGCAAAUGUUUUCCAUACAUUUUACUCUUACAUUUUAAGAGUAGAAAACUAAUUUUGUAUACAUAAACUAUUUUUGUAAAUAAUUAGUCCACUUUUUCACGGUUUCUUAAAUCGCUUUUAGACAACAAUGUAGUGAACAGCCAUUUCGCAAUUUUCUACUGAUUACUAUGUUUCACGUAAGUUUAAUUUUGCUUAAUUUUACCUAAAUGAUAUUAACGUUUCCAUUUUAAAAAACUGUAUAGUCUUAAAUAGUAUUUAUUUUCUGCUAAAAUUGAGAUAUAAAAUAAUUGUUCUUCUGCUUUAAUGUAGUGUAUUGCAGUUUAUAUAUGGCUGAUUACAAACGACGUUAUGACGGAGUUAAAACGUUGUAACGACCGAGUAGCAAUGACGUGAUGACGGAAUUUAAACGACGCUAUUGCGGAGUACAGGCGACGCUAUGUCGAAGUAGAAACGAAACUUUGACGGAGUAGUAGCGACACUAUGACAGAGUACAAACGACGAAGCUAUGACGAAGUAGCAACGACGGUAUGAAGAAGUAGUAACGACGCUUAGACGAAGUAGUAACGAAGCUAUGUCUUAGUAGUAACCACGCUAUGACGAACUAGUAACGCCGCUAUUACGGAGAAGUGACGACGCUUUGUUGAAGAAGUAAAGAUGCCUAGACGCAAUACAAACGAUGCUAUUACGAGGUAGCAACGACGCUAUGACAGAGUAGUAACGAAGCUAUGCUGAACAAAUUACAACGCUUAGGCGGAGUACAAACGACGCUAUGACAAAAUAGUCACGACGUUGUGACAAAGUAGUGAGGACAAUGACGGAUUAGUAACUACACUAUGACGUUGUAGUAUCGACGCUCAAACGGUUUAGCAACGACGUUAUUACAGAGUAUUAACGACACAAUAACAAAGUAGUAAUGACGCUAUGGCAGAGUAGUUACGACGAUAUCUCGAAGUACAAACGACGCAUUUGCGGAGUACAGCGACACUGUUGCGUAGUACAAACGACGCUAUUGCGGGGUACAGCGACGCUAUGGCGUAGUACAAACUACGCUAUGACGAAGUACAAACGACACUAUGACUAACUACAAACGACUAUUGCGGAGUACAGCGACGCUAUGGCGUAGUACAAACGACGAUAUUGCAUAGUACAGCGACGCUAUGGCGUAGUACAAACGAGGCUAUGACGAAGUACAAACGACACUAUGACUAAAUACAAACGACUAAUGCAGAGUUUAGCGACGCUAUAGCGUAGUACAAACGACGCUAUUGCGGAGUACAGCGACGGUAUGGCGUAGUGCAAACGACACAAUUACGAAGUAUAAACGAAGCUAUGGCGAAGUACAAACGAAGCUAUGGCGAAGUAGGAUUGGGGUAGUUACGACAAUAUGACGAAAUACAAACGACGCUAUGGCGGUUAGCAACGAUGCUAUGGCGGAGUACAUACAUCGCUAUGACGAAUUAAGUACAUAUGACGAAAAUGGUUAACUUGGUUAACUUGCAAAUCUGCGAAAAGGUUUCUUCACAAAAGCUUGCGAACGAUUUUAAUUAAUGUAUUGUUCCGGGACCGAUCUUGAAGUGACUUAAUCGCUGCUUUGGAAAUUUUUGAAAUGUGUCCUUUAAUGCCUUAUUUUAUUAUUUAAUCAAUAAACUGUGUAGCCGAUGUAUUUUCUAUUUAAAGGCUGAAAGAAAACUAGUUUUUAAUACUUCAUCCAGCUUAUACACAUGCUUUCACAAAAUUUAACGAACAAAACAGAAAUAUUCAGAAUCAUUCAAUCACUUCGCUAUUUCAACUCUGUAUAA
Molecule: messenger RNA, 3928 nt
Organism: Dreissena polymorpha
Lineage: Eukaryota; Metazoa; Mollusca; Bivalvia; Myida; Dreissenidae
Product: ceramide kinase-like
Exons: 13
Coding region: 144-1703 (519 amino acids)
Molecular function (GO): kinase activity
Source: RefSeq, a predicted model, not a curated record